This is a messenger RNA of Thamnophis elegans (Western terrestrial garter snake), 2583 nucleotides long. RefSeq names its product transmembrane protein 69 (gene TMEM69). NCBI's taxonomy places the organism in Eukaryota, Metazoa, Chordata, Lepidosauria, Squamata, Natricidae. The record is from RefSeq and is a predicted model, not a curated record.
UGUCUUGCCUUUCAAACGGAUAAUGGCUUGAGUGUUGGUGGGGUCGGUUUGCAUGUUACUAGGGUCGUAUUUAGCUCGCGGGGGGGGGGAAAUAAAUUUCUGCUAUUUCCUACAAUAUUAUCGGAAAGUCGUGGAUUUUUAUGUUUUAGAGUGUUUCUGGCUUUCUGGGAAUCCUACUAUACGAGGCUGGAAAGCCAUUUAGGAACGGGUUUCUAUCCCCCUUCUUUUUUUGCUAAAACUAAAUCAAAUAUCGGGUGACUGGCUUUGGAUUCUCCCCUGAAUAUUCGCUUCUCUAUUAGCUCCUUCGGUUUUUCCUGCUCGUAUAUGGUAUGUGAAAAUGUUCCGUUUUAUACAGCAAUGUGGUUUCCAAAUUCCUUCCAAGUUGCAGACAAUUCACCUCAAAGGUUUCUGCAGCCUCGGAAUAACUUUUGCAGCGUUCCUCUUAAAUAUCGUCAGAGUUUCCUCAAAUUACAACUAUCUAAAAAGGCAUCUUUGUGUACAACUAAGAUCCAGGGAUUUCAUUCCUCCGCUUGCAACUGGAACAGUAAAAGGCCUUCAGAAUCUACUGAUAAGCAGGAUCCUGGACUAUUUGACUUGGCAUCAUUCAAGGACUCUCCGAAACCUGCCAUUUAUGUAGCAGCUUCAGUAUUAUUUCCAUUUGUUUCAGUGCCAUUAACAAUGGCUAUCCAAAAAGCCUCCUAUCCUGAGUUGGCAUUUGCUGAAAUUGCAUAUGCUGCCUCUAUAUGCUUUCCUAGAGGGAUCAGGUGGGGAUUUACUCUUCUAGAAGGAAGUCCUGCAAAACCUGACUGGCGUAAUUUGGGUAACAGUAUAGUUCCUUUACUAGCCUGGAUUACCCUCCUUUUAAAAGAUCUCACUACAGCUGGAAUCAUGGUCAUUAUAGGUUUAAUGAUAGCCCUGAAUAAUGACUUGGUCCUUCUUCCCACCUAUCCCAACUGGUUUAAAGCCUUAUUAGUAAUUUUAACUCUAGUGGCUGCAUUUGCUACAUUUGUCACAUUAAUUUAUGUGAAUUUCUAUCCUGAAAGAUAUCUAAGUUUUAGAUUGGAGGAAACAGAAGAUUCUAAGUAAACACACACAAAUGCCCUUGUGGGAGAAACAGAAUAUAGAAUGGAAAGAAUAUUCAAAAUGUAUGAAAUGAAAUUAGAAAAUUAUUGGAACAGAAAAUAAUAAAUGAAUUUUCUAAUUCAUUAAAUUUAGAACACUAGCCAUAGAGAAGCAAAUUAGAAAGGAGGCUAGGUGCUGAACACUGAUAGAUGGUUUUUAAAUUACUUGGUUUUCAUUUGUAGAUUUAAUUCUCUUGAUUUUUUAAAUCAAAUUUGAUACAAAUAUGAACCAAUUCACAGCAUUAUUCUUGGUAAUUAAUUCUAGAUAGGUCAGUACCAGAGUUAUUUGAAGCAUGUAGAGCAAUACUUCACUUAAAACCUGGCAGCACAUCCUCUUGGAAGGCUCAGCGCAGCCUUGAAUGGUUUCCCCAUUUUAUCUGAACAUGUGUGUGCAUGCAUAUAAUUAAUAUAUCUACUGGGAUUCAUGCUGAAGCUUUAUUACUAACAAAUUGUAAUAAAAGUAAGAUAGCUUUGAGGAAAUUGGAUAACAAACUAAUUGUUUCGGUGAUUCGAAAGAGUAAUUCUGGGCCAAAGAUAUUUGGGUAAUAUGUUCUAAAUAUUUAAACAUAAAACUAUAGAUCUGCUGCUGCCAACAGACAAUACAUCAUCUUUUAUAUUAAGGAGUUUUUAGAAGUUUUAACUUCUUGUGCUAAGUAUUUGAUUUCUAUUUGCUGAAUUAACAAAAAAACCAGUAUAAACAAUUCAUUUUUUAAUUUAAAAAAUUGUGAGAAAACUUUAAGAAUACACUUGAGGUUUAAGAGAAACAUUGAUUUAACUGUGCCACACUGUUGAUCAAAAUCUUAUGCUAGUCUGUCCCUGUAAUAAAGUAUUCUUUCCCUUUCUCUCAAAAUUUUCACAACAAUUUUUUUUUAAAUUUCUUUAGUUGUCUAGUGCCGAGUUUCCAUAAUGACAUAAGGUACAGUGGAUUUGGCUUGAAAUAACUAGAAUUUCCAUUGUGCUGGACUUGUAACAGGGCAAAUGUCAUUUAAGACUGGAUAAAAGUGUAUCAUGAAAUUAAAUUCUACUUUCUUACAACAAGUAACAAGUUUUUGUAAAGAGAACUAUCAUUUUGUUAAGAGAAAAAUCAAUGUUUGUUUUAACAGAAGGCUUCUGAAGUCUCGAGUUCUAUUAAGAAUCAGGGCAAAUAGAGGCAAGGGUUAAAUAUAAAGCCUUUCCAAUAAUUUAUUCAAAAUUGUAAAGCAAAGUUGAUGAUGGGGAGAGGAAGAAAAUUGGUUACAACCCAUUGUUGUCUCCUGCAUGUAUCCACAUUCACUGCUCUAUUAGGGCGAGAGUCAAUCUUGUUUUCCACCAGUCUGCAUAAAUAUUGAUGUAUUUUGUGAACAGUGUGGACUCCCUGCUGGUCUAAAUGACAAAUAAUGUUUCAGUUAGAAUGUACACCACCUCUCAGGUAUAGGCUUUAGAAUGUAUGUAUGGGAGAUUCUCUCAGCUCCUGCCCUCUAAA